AUGUUCCGCACUGGCUUGCAGCUGGCCAAGAAGGGCGCUAGUCCAAACCCCUUCAAUGCCAAGUUCCUGGCGUCUCUGCAGGUCGACGGCGGCAGCGCCAAGUACUAUAAGAUCAACGAGAUCAGCUCAAAGUACAACAACCUCCCCUUCUCCAUCCGUGUUCUGCUAGAGUCCGCGGUGCGCAACUGCGAUGAGUUCGAUGUGACGUCGAAGACGGUAGAGAGCAUCUUCGACUGGAAGGUCAACUGCAGGAAGGGAAUUGAAAUCCCGUUCAAGCCGGCUCGCGUGGUGCUGCAGGACUUCACCGGCGUGCCGUGCAUCGUGGACCUAGCGGCCAUGCGUGACGCGAUGCAGCGCCUUGGCGGUGACCCGCGCCGCAUUAACCCGCAGAUUCCUGUCGACCUCGUAGUGGAUCACUCCGUGCAGGUGGACUGCGCUGGCGUGCCUGACGCGGUGGUGCAAAACCAGAACAUUGAGAUGCAACGCAACCGAGAGCGCUUCGAGUUCCUCAAGUGGGGCUCGAGGGCGUUCGACAACCUUCUGAUUGUCCCGCCCGGCUCCGGCAUUGUUCACCAGGUGAACCUCGAGUACCUCGCUCACGUCGUGUUUAACGCAGACGGGAUGCUAUACCCGGACUCCGUUGUCGGAACCGACUCGCACACGACGAUGGUCAAUGGUCUGGGCGUCGUGGGCUGGGGUGUUGGUGGCAUUGAAGCCGAGGCCGGCAUGCUGGGUCAGUCCCUCUCCAUGGUGCUGCCGCAGGUCGUUGGCUACAAGUUCACGGGCAAGCUGCAGGAGGGCUGCACGGCAACCGAUCUCGUGCUUACUGUUGCGAAGAACCUCCGCAAGCUCGGUGUGGUGGGCAAGUUUGUCGAGUUCUACGGCCCCGGUGUCGACGCGCUCUCAGUCGCUGACCGGGCCACACUGGCCAACAUGGCUCCUGAGUACGGCGCCACCACUGGCUACUUCCCCAUCGACUGCGAGACGAUCGAAUACCUCAAGAACACGAACCGCUCUGCCGCGCACGUGGCCCGCAUUGAGAGCUACGUCAAGGCUGUAGGGCUCUUCCGCACCGGCAACGAGGAGAUCGAGUACACGCAGCACCUGGAGCUUGACCUCUCCACAGUGGUGCCGUGCGUUGCCGGCCCGAAGCGCCCUCAAGACAACGUGCCCCUGACGGAUGUGUCGAAGGACUUCAAGGCCUGCAUGUCGGCCAAGUCUGGAUUCAAGGGCUUUGGCAUCCCGGAAGGAGAGCACAAUAAAAAGGUCAAGUACACCGUCAACGGCCAGGAGGCGACGAUGCAGCACGGCAGCAUCGUGAUCGCGGCUAUCACCUCCUGCACGAACACCUCAAACCCCACCGUGCUCGUCGCGGCGGGUUUGCUGGCACAGAAGGCUCUGCAAAAAGGCUUGAGGGUGCCGCCAGGCAUCAAGACAUCGCUCUCGCCGGGCUCGCACGUGGUGACCAAGUACCUCGAGAACGCCGGCCUGCAGAAGAGCCUCGAGGCCCUCGGCUUCAACACGACAGGCUACGGCUGCAUGACGUGCAUCGGCAACUCGGGCGAUAUUGCGCCGGAGGUGUCCAAGUGCAUCACGGACAACAAUUUCGUUGCCGCAGCGGUACUCUCCGGCAACCGCAACUUUGAGGCCCGCAUUCACCCGCUGACGACCGCCAACUACUUGGCAUCGCCGCCGCUCGUCGUUGCCUUCGCACUCGCCGGGCGCGCGAACAUUGACUUCGCCAAAGAGCCGAUCGCGAACGGCGUGUAUCUGCGCGACAUCUGGCCAAGCAACGCGGAAAUUGUGGAGGUGGUGAACAAGUACGUGACGCCGGACCUGUUCAAGGAGGUGUACGCCAACAUCACAACCAUGAACCAGCAAUGGAACGAGCUCCAGGUGGACAAUGGCGAGUUCUACAAGUGGGACCCCAGGUCGUUAUACAUUCACAGCCCGCCGUACUUUGACGGCAUGACGCUCGACCCACCUGGCGUGAAGAGCAUCGAGAACGCCGCCUGCCUUGCCAUCUUCGGCGACUCCAUCACGACGGACCACAUCUCGCCGGCAGGCAACAUAGCCAAGGACUCACCGGCGGCGAAGUUUCUCAUGGCGCGUGGCGUGGAGCGGAGGGACUUCAACACGUACGGCUCGCGCCGCGGAAACGACGAGGUGAUGGUGCGCGGCACCUUCGCCAACACGCGUCUCGGAAACCGCCUCGUCGGCGAUGGUCAGACGGGCCCAUAUACGUUGUACCACCCGACCGGCGAGAAGAUGUUCAUCUUCGACGCGGCCAUGAAGUACAAGGAGGCCGGUGUGGCGACGGUCAUUCUGGCUGGUAAGGAGUACGGCAGCGGCUCGUCGCGUGAUUGGGCUGCCAAGGGGCCGUUCCUGCAGGGUGUGAAGGCCGUCAUCGCGGAGAGCUUCGAGCGCAUUCACCGCUCGAACCUGGUCGGCAUGGGCGUCAUUCCGCUGCAGUUCAAGGACGGCGAGAAUGCCACCUCCCUUGGCCUGACCGGCAAGGAGCACUUCUCGAUGAGCUUCUCCGGGGAACUGCGCCCGUGCCAGGACAUCGUCGUGAAGUGCGACAACGGCAAGACCUUCACGACGAGACUGCGCAUUGAUACCGAGGUGGAGGUGAAGUACGUCGAAAACGGUGGCAUCCUCAACUACGUGCUGCGCACCAAGAUCCAGUAA
Molecule: messenger RNA, 2691 nt
Organism: Leishmania mexicana MHOM/GT/2001/U1103
Lineage: Eukaryota; Euglenozoa; Kinetoplastea; Trypanosomatida; Trypanosomatidae
Product: putative aconitase
Exons: 1
Coding region: 1-2691 (896 amino acids)
Biological process (GO): tricarboxylic acid cycle; citrate metabolic process
Cellular component (GO): mitochondrion; cytosol
Molecular function (GO): aconitate hydratase activity; 4 iron, 4 sulfur cluster binding
Source: RefSeq, a predicted model, not a curated record